Messenger RNA from Nannizzia gypsea CBS 118893, 1638 nucleotides. RefSeq lists its product as hypothetical. The coding region runs from base 1 to 1638 and encodes 545 amino acids. Lineage: Eukaryota; Fungi; Ascomycota; Eurotiomycetes; Onygenales; Arthrodermataceae. The transcript has 2 exons. The record is from RefSeq and is a predicted model, not a curated record.
AUGGGCCCUGUCGACCUCUCUCGGCCGCUAUCACCAGCUCGCUACGACGCCGAAGCUGAAGCUGCUGGUCUUCUUUCAUGGCAUGGGCAGCAGCAGCCCAGUCACAGCCGGGGCGGAUUUCUGCAAGCCAUCCUCGGCUGGUCACCCAACGGUCUGAACUCGCUUCCUCUGCGGUGGGCUGAGAAGACAGGCCACUCUCUGCUCGCGGCCAUAGGCUGCUGUCCGACACGGCGAGCAGCUGCUGGGUCCAGGUCCAGGCAGGCGAGAACCCACCGCUUGUUACGGCUGCUCGGGUUUCUGGCCUGGUUGUUCGCGGUCGUGUCCGUGGCCGAGUCGCUGCUGUGGCCGCCGUAUCAAACACCGCCAGAGCACUAUGCUGGCCUGCGCGAGCGGAUUCUCGGUUCCACGCAGCCUGGGCGAGGGAACCCGGACGGCCAGAAAGUGUUCAUAGCAAGUAAUAUCGUGCAGGAAGGGAUGAUUGGCGGUCCCUGGGGCCGCUCGCUGCUUGAGCUAGUCGAUAUCUUGGGGGAGGAUAACGUGUUUGUCAGUGUCUACGAGAACGACAGUGGGCCGGGGACGCAGGACGCCCUCAGAGAGCUCGCUGCACAGCUGCCAUGUAACUCAUCAAUCGUUUCAGGGGAGCAUGUGCCGCUUGACGGCCUCCCCAAGACUGCUCUGCCGUCAGGGGACGAGCGAGUAAAGCGGAUAGCGUACCUGGCCAGGAUCCGCAACCAAGUGCUGGAACCGCUGAACUCGGCGUAUCAGCCCUCUGGCGAUCAUACAGCGGUGGGCGGGUUCGGGUUCAGUCAUGCGAACGUGCAGUUUGACCGGGUCCUGUUCCUGAACGACGUCUACUUCUCCGCCAUCGAGGCUGUGCAGCUGCUAUUCUCGACUAACGUAGACCAGGCCGGUCACGCUCAGUACCGAGCAGCCUGUGCCGUCGACUUUGUCUCCAAGGUCAUGUUCUACGACACCUUCGUGGUCAGGGACUCCGAGGGCUACGGCACCGGCCUGAUGUUCUUCCCCUGGUUUGCUCCCAUUGGCCAGGCCAGGAGCAGGAAUCAAGUCCUCCAGGGCUCUGAUGCAGUGCAGGUGCGCAGCUGCUGGGGAGGGAUGGUGGCCUUCCAGGCAGAGCUGUUCCAGCGCUUCUCAACGGUCGACUCGACAAGCCACAUUGUCAGCCGGUUUCGGCACGACUCAGAGCCUUUCUGGGAGUCGUCCGAGUGCUGCUUGAUCUUUGCAGAUUGGGAAGAUCGGUUUGGCCAGCCGAACGUUGAGAAUCAGACUGGCGUUUUCUUGAACCCGUACGUUCGAGUGGCCUACUCGCGGAAUACUUGGAAGUGGCUGGGGGUUUUCAGACGGUUUGAACGCAUCUUUGCAAACCUGCAGUAUCUUGUCAGCCGGCUGGCCUAUCCAGAGCAUAACCCUCGGCGGACUCAUCUUCCAGGACAGAAGGUGAGGGAGAGAGUGUGGCAGAGUAACGCAGACGGUCAGCCGGGGGGUUCGUUUCAAACGAUCCAGCGGAUAGCAAGCCCGGGAGGCUUCUGUGGCCAGAGACGGAUGUUUGUCAUGGCAGAAGACAUAGAGAAGGCAAACCGGAACGGAGCAAAGAACUGGGAGAAAAUACCUGUUCCAUGA